GUUUUGAGGUGGAGCCUCAGACUUUUUUCUGUUGCUAUUGAAAUUUUAAAAAGGCUUAAAAAUUGGUGAAAAAGGUCGCCAACAUAGUGACCUACUCUUUCUUUUAUCUAGUCUUUGUUUGCUCAAAGGCUUAAAGGGUCGUGAAACCGGACUUUACCAAACAUUAUUCCUCCAUUUUAUCAUUGCUUUUGGCGUGCGUGAAGCAGACAACUCUGUGUAUAAAUAAAGACAGAAACACAGUUUGGUUAUCAGUCUCUCUGUUUAUUUGUCUCCAUCUCUCGUUAAACUCAUCAUGAUAGUUUUAUCCAAAAUUGCAGGUGGACUCAAACGAGUCAAUCAUGCUGCUGUUGCUGUAGAUGGACACAUCUACUGUUUCGGUGGCUAUUUAGGUACCGAGGAUUAUAGUGAAGAGCGACCCAUCGAUGUCCACACAUUGGACAUGACAACAUUAAAAUGGGAACAGCUCGAAUACUACGAUGGAGGAAACCCGGCUAAUGUUCCAUUUAUCAGAUAUGGUCAUUCUGUAGUGGCACACAACAACAUUAUUUAUCUGUGGGGUGGUCGCCGAGGCGAUGUAGCAUGCAACAAAAUUUUUAUGUUUGAUACAAAUACACGCUCUUGGUUAGCCAAUGAAGUUACAGGAACGAUUCCAGGAGUUCGAGAUGGUCAUGCUGCUUGCAUAGCUGGAGGAUUCAUGUAUAUUUUCGGCGGUUUUGAGGAAGCGAGACAAGAAUUCUCUGAUACAGUUUUCCGUUUUGAGUUGGAAACUCUUACUUGGACAGCUCUUCCAGAGCUCACUUCCAACCUACUGAAAAAAGAUUACCUCACAUGUGUGGAAAUAAACAAUAGAAUUUAUCUUUUUGGUGGCCGCUCAUACUCGUGUCCUUUUUAUGACAGUAAUACCUUGGAACUAGACCUCACGAUGAUGACUUGGUCGACUCCAGAUGUAGUUGGAUUCAAGCCACUUGGCAGAAGGAGCCAUACAGCUGUAGUUGUCAAGAACAAAAUGAUAAUAUUCGGUGGCUACAAUGACAUUACUGACGAGCAUUAUGAUGAUAUUGCUGUCUUCGAUCCCAAAACCUACGAAUGGGAGCCGAUUACUAUUCGUGGUGGGGGUCCAACUGCUCGGCGCCGACACUGUUGUGUUGCCGUCAACUCGUUUCUCUACAUUUUCGGAGGAAGUUGCCCAUUGCCAGAUGCCACUGACGCUGAUGUACACAAGCUAAUGGAAUUGGAUGAUUUAUAUGUCAUCGACACCAACGAAAGCUUGCGAUCCAUGUCUUUACAAGUGAUAUUGGAUCACCAAUUAAGCACACGUACACUUACUACUGCACUUGCACGAGAAGUGCAAUUUUAUAGAUCAGAAAACGAACUCAGCAGCCAGCUCGAUAAGCUGAAUGUUGAUGAUCAUUAAUCCAAUUGAGCCUAAUUUUCAAUUUCUGUUAAAAAUUUAAUACUUUUCUAACUUAAAUUUAAUAAAUAAUUUGGUCUUGA
Molecule: messenger RNA, 1494 nt
Organism: Tetranychus urticae (two-spotted spider mite)
Lineage: Eukaryota; Metazoa; Arthropoda; Arachnida; Trombidiformes; Tetranychidae
Product: kelch domain-containing protein 3
Cellular component (GO): cytoplasm
Molecular function (GO): protein binding; chromatin binding
Source: RefSeq, a predicted model, not a curated record